Molecule: messenger RNA, 3624 nt
Organism: Aureobasidium namibiae CBS 147.97
Lineage: Eukaryota; Fungi; Ascomycota; Dothideomycetes; Dothideales; Saccotheciaceae
Exons: 2
Coding region: 1-3624 (1207 amino acids)
Biological process (GO): phosphorelay signal transduction system; phosphorylation
Molecular function (GO): phosphorelay sensor kinase activity
Source: RefSeq, a predicted model, not a curated record
AUGUCGAGUCCCUUAAACGUCUCAAGGCUCGCUGACGUAGGCAUUCUUGACCUUUUACGAAACGACGAUCGCCCAACUUUUGUCCUCGGACCUUCUAACAAGAGUGUCGCAUUACGAGAACAGCAAGAGAUUGUGUUUACGAAUACCGCCCUCGAUACCCUUCGAGAGGAACAUGCACAACCAGGUGCGCUGGAAACCUGGUCUCAAUCGUUGCUCGGUGGCCCAGAAGAAAAUGACAAGAUAUGGACAUUUGCUGGAAGAGCAUGGGCAAGCACAUUGAUCGGUGACACUUGGCUAGUUGUAUACUGUGCCCAAGCAACUGCAACAGACACGAGCAAUCACAACGUCGCGUUCCAAGAUGCUCGUUUGAGCAAGCAGAAGGCGCCAUCAUGGGACAUACUCUCACCUCCACCGGAAUUGCCCGCGAGAGUUGUGGAUUGGACCAAAUUCGAUGUACCGGGCAUCUCUCCUCAUGUUCAGUUCAUCAAGGGCUUUGACUGGUCGUCGACUCCCUUAGGUCCUAUGUGUAAUUGGCCAGGCCGUUUGAGCUCAAUGGUUCUCAGUAUUUGCACGAAUCCCGAUCCGCGCGUCGUAGUCUGGGGCGAGAAUCUCACGAUGAUAUAUAAUGAGGCUUGCGCCUCGUUGCUCGGCGAGAAGCACCCCUACGCCAUGGGAAAGAGCUGUUCCGAGGUACAAGCAGAGAUAUGGCCUCAGAUGUCGAAGCUGUUUCAGCCUGCACUCUUGGACGGGAAAGCGAUAAAAUCGACCGAAGAACUCUCCUUCCAAGAAAGAAACGGCGUCCUCGAGGAAACCUAUUGGAAUUUCACCAUCUUUCCAAUCAUAUCCGCACGAGGCUACGCUCUUGGUGCAAUAAAUUCUCUGGUCGAGCUGACCUGGCAUGUAAUCAAUCAACGUAGAGGUGACGUGGUUGGAAAACUAAAGGAGCGGGUCUCCUCUAGCGCAACAAUAUCUGAGAUCUGGAACCAGUGCUUAGGCUGCCUCGAGGCAUACCCGGAGGACGUUCCCUUUGCAAUGAUAUACUCCAACGAGGAUGAUAGUGUCUCUUCAACUUCUAGCUCCUGGGCGAACUCACUGAGAAGAUACCAGCUUCAUGGCGCGCUCGGCAUUGAUCAGAAUAAUGCCGCUAUUCCUAAGGCAUUCGAUCUGACAGAUCGAAAGUCAGUAUAUGGUUUGGCGAGGGCCUGUCGAGACGCCAUCAUUCGCAAGAAGACCAUGGUCCUUCGCCGCCACGAUAACACGUUGCCGGCCGACCUCGCUACGGCAAUACCUGGCCGCGGCUGGGAAGAUCCCAUUGAAGCUGUCUGCGUAAUGCCGAUUGCUGUGAAUGUUGCUGGGGCUCUAGCAUUCUUCGUACUUGGACUGAAUCCGCGAAGGCCGUUCAACGAAGACUCUCUACAUUUCGCCCAUAACCUUCGUGACGUUCUGACAAAAUCAAGUUCUCUACUCAAUCAAGCCAGGUUCGAAGAGAUCCACGACAACCUCUCGACACAACUGAAGAUCAGCACAUUGAAAGCAGCACGAAACGAGGAGAGGUUUACUCGCAUGGCUGAGUCGGCACCAAUUGGUAUUUGCACUUUCCGUCCGGACGGUAAGCCUCUUUACUGUAACGACCAAUAUCUCAAUCUUGUUGGUGUGCCACGAGAAUACGACUGGAAGAAGCUUUGGGACUCAGGUGCAACCUGGCAAGAGCGUGUCCACCCUGAUGAUAUGCACGGUAUCCAAGCAGCCUGGAAAUCGCUUCUAGACAAGGAGAAGACAUCGUUGACUGUAGAAUAUAGGGUAACGACACCCUGGCGAUCUGUGGAUAAAGCUACUGGUAGCGAACUCACGGGAGAAACCUGGCUUUGCAACAAUGCAGUGGCUGAAUGUGACGAGAACGGUGAUGUGGUCUGUAUUCAUGCGUGGCUGCAUGAUACCUCUUUUCGACAUUACACGGAGACAUUGUUAUCCGCUCGACUCCAAGAAGCGCUGGAGACGAAGCGUGCCUCGGAGAACUUCAUUGAUAUGGUCUCACAUGAGCUGCGCAAUCCGCUCUCGGCGAUUUUGCAAUCAGCAGACAGCAUAAUCACAGGCCUUGACGACCAAGAAGCACGACUAAAGAAAGAUACUGAAACGCUCGAUGGAGUUCUCGAAGCUGCUCAAACUAUAAUCCUGUGUGCACAACAUCAAAAAUGUAUCGUCGACGACAUUCUCUGCCUUUCGAAACUCGACUCGAAUUUACUUGCUAUCACCCCGGAUAAGGUCUCACCUCCUCAACUGAUUGCAAAGGUCCUAAAGAUGUAUGAGGCCGAGCUCUCACGAGCAUCUGUGAAAGGAAAACUGGAAGUCGAGCAUAGCUACCAUAAUGUCAUGAACUCUCAUGAGUACGCGAUGCUCGACCCAAGCAGACUGCUACAAGUUGUGAUCAAUCUGCUCACCAAUUCAAUCAAGUUCACUCAGUUCUCGGAAAGACGUGGGUUGACGAUUUAUCUCGGUGCAUCUUAUGCCAAACCGACGGGAGCCCAUCACGAGAUAGCGUUUAUCAGUCCUCGCAAUGCUCGACACGAACACUCGACAUCAUUAUCUGCCGAGUGGGGUCGGGGCAAAGACAUCUAUAUCCAGAUUGCCGUGCAGGACACAGGUCGAGGUCUUAGCAAGGAAGAGAUGAGCCUCUUGUUCCAGCGCUUUUCCCAAGCCAGUCCAAAGACCUAUAAACAAUAUGGCGGUUCUGGACUCGGCCUGUUCAUAAGCAGAGAAUUGUGCGAGUUGCAGGGAGGUCAGAUUGGUGUCAGUAGUCCUGGCCUCGGGCAUGGUACCACCUUUGCCUUCUACGUACGUGCUCGCCGCUGUCCGAAAGAAGCCAAUUCUGUUCCCGAAUCACCGAUAUCUCUACAACAUGUCUGGAACACGCCUGUUACGGGAUCGACGGCUAUGCCAGCGCCCGCUGACUCCAAGGACGCCGGAAGCAUUCGGCCACCGCUCAAAACACAUACAUCUUCUUACGUGAAACCAGAAACUCCAGCACAGCCAAAGAAACCGGACAGGCCGCUACAUGUACUCGUAGUGGAGGACAACUUAAUAAACCAGAGAGUGAUGUCGCAACAACUACGCAAGCAGGGCUGCAUAGUACACAUCGCCAACCAUGGUCUCGAAGCACUGACUUUCCUUGCGAGCUCCGCGUUCUCCUCAACAACUCCCUCGACGCCACUGGAUGUGGUGCUCAUGGAUCAGGAGAUGCCCGUCAUGGACGGCAUAACCUGCGUACGAGAGGUUCGAGCUCGACAAAAGACCCAGGAAUUCAAUGGACACGUGCCCGUCAUCGCUGUCACUGCAAACGCCAGAAGCGAACAAAUCGCCGUCAUGAUGCAAGCAGGCAUGGACUCAGUAGUCACCAAACCCUUUAGGAUUCCUGAACUUGUUCCGCAGAUGAGAAAACUGGUAGAGAGGACGAACCCAUAUGAGGCAACCGGAGAUGUCGACACAGAAGAGCGGCCACCGAUGUCUCCCAAACCCCAAGACUUGGGAACUGCAACCCCAAUACCAGAACGCCCCCGAGUGUCUACGAAAUUCUCCUCCAGUUGGGAGAAGAUCGAGGGUGACCAAGCAGCACAUGAUCUCUGGUAG